AUGAAAGAAUCAGAAUCCAUUUUGGAUUUCUGUUCAAGAUUGAGGGCCGUUGUGCAUCAACUAAGAAGGUACGGGGAGGAAGUAGAUGAUGUGCGUGCGGUAGAAAAGAUCCUUCACUCUUUAACACCUAAAUUUGAUUAUGUGUUGUUUGUUAUUGAGGAGUCUAAAGAUUUAGGCUCUGUAACAGUAGAACAAUUAGAAGUUUCUUUGCAAGCCAAUGAAGAAAAGAUGAAAAGGAGAAAAGAAGAGUCACUAGAGCAACUUCUUAAAACUCAAACAUCCUUUAAACAUCUAAAAGGUGUAAAAAGUUAUAGAGGAAAUGGACAAAGGCAAGGCCGUGGCGGUUGUGGUUGUCGUGGAAGAGGAAGAAGCUAUAUUAACAAAUUCAACAAUGAAGAUAAAAGCUAUCAAUCAUUCAGAGGUCGUGGUUGUGGACAACAAGGAGGUAGAGGACGUGGAGCUUAUCAAGGUACCUAUGAAAUGAGGUAUGACAAAUCUAAAAUUGAGUGUUAUAACUGUCAAAAACUUGGACAUUAUUCUUGGGAAUAUCAUAGCAAUGUUGAAGAGAAAGCUAACCUUCUCGACAACACCAAAGAUGAAGAUGAGUCAACACUGUUAAUGACACUUAAAGAAAAAGAUACAAAUAAUUGUAGUUCAUGGUAUCUGGACAAUGGAGUAAGUAAUCACAUAUGUGGACACAAAGACAAAUUUGUGGAGAUAAAGAAGACGAUGAAAGGUAAUGUGCCUUUUGGAGAUACCUCAAAGGUCCAAAUUGAAGGGAUAGAUACAAUUUUGAUAUCUUCUAAAGAUUGUAGCCAUAAAUUGUUUAAUUAG
Molecule: messenger RNA, 834 nt
Organism: Solanum dulcamara
Lineage: Eukaryota; Viridiplantae; Streptophyta; Magnoliopsida; Solanales; Solanaceae
Exons: 1
Coding region: 1-834 (277 amino acids)
Source: RefSeq, a predicted model, not a curated record